AUUGUCAACAAAGCUGUUCGUAAACGCUUUGUAAGCUUAAUAAAUAAACUCUCAAAGAGUGUUAGACUUUAGCAUUCCUCAGAAGACAGUAUAAACACCACGCAUGCAACAAGAGAGAAGACAAGCGCGAACAACUUCACACUUUCCARUCAAGAAACGACCACUGAACCAGGGUACGGAAAGUUCAUGGGCUGUGGCACCAGUCGAAUAAAACCCCAGCAAUCCAAGUCCUCCCGUCGAGACUCCCAUGUUACCAUGGAGUCCCAGCAACGCACGGUCGCUGCUUACCGUCGACAACGCAUCGCAAGGGACCUGGAACAAGAYACUUAUCUUCGAGCAGAGGCUGAGGUAGAGAAAGCGUUGAUGUUAAAAAGGAACAGUGUGGACGAAAGACGACCAUCGUAUAUUUUACGAGUAUUGGGUGACUUGGAAGAGAUUGAGGAAGGACAAGAAGAAACAGAAGAGAAACAUCCUGUCAGCACGGUUGAUUCGUCCAGCGAGGGGAACAUCAAAAACAAAAGCACUACUUCCGAACAUCUCACGACCAAAUAUCAAUCAAGUAAUCAUGAAUCCGAAUACUUCACGCAUAAAAACGAGCAUCAAACGAAUGAGUCCGAGGAUGACAMGAAUGAAAAAGAGGACACGAUUACGCACGAACACCAAAUGAAUGCAAAUGAACAUGACACAAUUACACCCGAGCUCCACGCAAAUGCAACCGAAGAUUGCGGCGAGGAAAGAAAGAACUCUGAUAAAAACGAAUCCGAAAGUAUUAUGGAAAAUAGAGAAAAUUGCGCAAACACASAGRAGCCCCAAAMGAAUAGYGAAGAAAACCCUUCACAAGACGAACCUCCAAACGAAAACAUUUCAAACACAGAAAAUGAAUCAGAAAAUGAUACAAGAGAUGCAAGCUCAUGUGAGGGGCAAGGAGUUUCWGGCUCAACAGACGSAGAUCACGUGAUUGAGAGACUACACGAUAAAAAUGAGAACAAAAUUAACGAAACAUUGGAACUAAACACGACAGACGUUUURCAUGAUAACUCUACAUUAAAUAAAGACGUUCUGAAAGACAGCAAUGCCUUAAUUGGUAAUGACAUUGAAGCGAAUGAUAAAGACAAUGUUGGUUGAGGUAUAGCACAUUCAGAUAUAAUAGUAAUAACUACAACCUACAUGUAAAAUUCUAAAAGRAAAGAGCUACGGCUGCGGGAAAUGUGUGGCUAUAGCUACCCUAAUCAGCUACCUACUAUCACCCAUGGGCGUAUCCAGAAGUGAAGUUAGAGGCCACUGGCCUAAUAUUAAAUAUAUAUAACACGAAUUCAAAUGCCAAGUACGAUGGCAUCAAAGCCAGGGGUACGUUUUCAGAGUAUUGACUUAAAUGCCAGAUAAUAUAUACGAUGCCAGAUGUGCCCAAAUUCGACCUUACCGAUAGAGGUAUAUGUCAGCGUGGUUAUGGAGCUCGGGUAUAUGUAAAAGUAAAGUAUGGCAAAGUGGGCGCGGCGACUGCACAUAUAAAGUCGCAUGGCAAACCACCACGACCGGUACACUGGCGUCGUAACAUAUAACGUUAUCCGGCAUCGUAU
Molecule: messenger RNA, 1577 nt
Organism: Exaiptasia diaphana
Lineage: Eukaryota; Metazoa; Cnidaria; Anthozoa; Actiniaria; Aiptasiidae
Exons: 3
Coding region: 187-1125 (312 amino acids)
Source: RefSeq, a predicted model, not a curated record